GUCAAGUGGCAGUCUGUCAGUGCCGCUGCAGCCGAGUAACGAAGGGUGUGCGGAAGGAAAGGGGCUGUCAUUGUGCCUUUUGCAGUUAACUGUUAUUGUUAUUAUUCUUUAAUUUUAACUCUCCAUUAACUAAGUUAUUUCACUUACUGUACCGCAGUGAUGUCACGUCCACUGACAGACCAAGAAAAGAGGAAGCAGAUCUCCGUGAGGGGUCUAGCCGGAGUGGAAAACGUGACGGAUCUAAAAAAGAAUUUUAACCGUCACCUGCACUUCACUUUGGUUAAAGACCGCAACGUCUCAACGCCACGGGAUUACUAUUUUGCCCUCGCUCACACCGUCCGGGAUCACCUAAUCGGAAGGUGGAUCAGGACGCAGCAGCACUACUAUGAAAAAGAUCCGAAACGUAUCUACUAUCUGUCCCUGGAGUUCUACAUUGGCCGUACUCUACAGAACACCAUGGUUAAUUUGGCCCUGGAGAAUGCCUGUGAUGAAGCCAUGUACCAGCUUGGUUUAGAUAUGGAAGACCUGGAGGAAAUUGAGGAAGAUGCAGGUCUUGGAAAUGGUGGACUUGGACGUCUAGCAGCUUGUUUCCUUGACUCCAUGGCUACUCUUGGGUUGGCUGCAUAUGGCUAUGGAAUCCGUUAUGAAUUUGGUAUCUUCAACCAGAAAAUCCAUGGAGGGUGGCAGGUGGAGGAGGCUGAUGAUUGGUUGCGCUAUGGCAACCCCUGGGAGAAAGCCCGUCCAGAAUACAUGCUUCCUGUCAACUUCUAUGGCAGAGUAGAGCACACAGCAGAAGGAGCAAAGUGGUUGGAUACUCAGGUUGUUCUUGCAUUGCCAUAUGACACCCCUAUCCCAGGAUACCGGAACAACUAUGUAAACACCAUGAGACUGUGGUCUGCAAAGGCACCUAAUGAGUUUAAUCUGAAAGACUUUAAUGUUGGUGGUUACAUUCAAGCUGUUUUGGACAGAAAUUUGGCUGAAAAUAUUUCCCGUGUACUUUAUCCUAAUGAUAACUUCUUUGAAGGGAAGGAACUUCGCCUGAAGCAGGAAUACUUUGUGGUUGCAGCCACUCUUCAGGAUAUCAUUCGCCGCUUCAAAUCUUCCAAGUUUGGCAGCCGUGACCCUGUCCGCACAUCCUUCGAAGCUUUUCCUGAUAAGGUUGCCAUCCAGCUGAAUGACACUCACCCUGCCCUGGCAAUCCCAGAGCUAAUGCGUGUUCUUGUGGACAUUGAGAAGCUAACCUGGGACCAGGCCUGGGAUAUAACAACCCGUACAUGUGCCUACACCAACCACACCGUACUGCCUGAAGCUCUGGAGCGCUGGCCUGUCCAUUUAUUCGAGUCCCUGUUGCCACGUCAUCUUGAGAUUAUCUAUGAGAUUAACCAGAGACAUCUUGAUAGAAUCUCAUCUCUUUAUCCUGGGGAUUUUGAUCGUAUGAGAAGAAUGUCCCUGAUUGAAGAGGGUGAUGUAAAAAGGAUCAAUAUGGCUCACUUGUGCAUUGUUGGAGCCCAUGCUGUCAAUGGUGUGGCCCGAAUCCACUCAGACAUCUUGAAAGCCACUGUUUUCAAAGAUUUCUAUGAAUUGGAGCCUCAUAAAUUCCAGAACAAGACUAACGGUAUUACUCCUCGUCGCUGGUUGGUACUCUGUAAUCCAGGCCUGGCUGAAGUCAUUGCUGAGAGAAUUGGUGAAGACUACAUCCGGGACCUUGACCAGCUUAAGAAUCUGCUGAAAUUUGUGAAUGAUGAAGCAUUUAUCAGAGAUGUAGCCAAAGUAAAACAAGAGAAUAAACUCAAGUUUGCUACCUACCUGGAGAAAGAAUACAAAGUAAAGAUCAACCCCAACUCCAUGUUUGAUGUUCAAGUCAAGAGAAUCCAUGAAUAUAAAAGACAACUCUUAAAUUGUCUGCACGUUAUCACCUUGUACAACCGUAUCAAGAGGGAGCCCAACAAGCAGUUUACUCCAAGGACAGUUAUGAUUGGUGGAAAGGCUGCUCCAGGAUACCACGUGGCAAAAAUGAUCAUUAAACUAAUUACAUCGAUCGGAGACGUUGUGAACAAUGACCCUGUUGUGGGAGAUCGUCUCAAGGUUAUUUUCUUGGAGAACUAUAGAGUGUCCCUGGCAGAGAAAGUGGUCCCAGCUGCAGAUCUCUCUGAGCAAAUAUCUACUGCUGGCACUGAGGCAUCGGGCACUGGCAACAUGAAGUUUAUGCUGAAUGGUGCUCUAACCAUCGGUACCAUGGAUGGUGCUAAUGUAGAGAUGGCAGAAGAGGCUGGGGAGCAAAACCUGUUCAUCUUUGGCAUGAGAGUGGAGGAUGUGGAUGAAUUAGAUCGCAAAGGAUACAAUGCUAAGGAUUACUAUGACCGCAUCCCAGAAUUGAAGCAAGUCAUCGACCAGAUUGGUAGUGGAUUCUUCAGCCCCAAACAGCCAGAUAUGUUCAAGGACAUGUACAAUAUGCUCAUGUAUCAUGACAGGUUUAAGGUGUUUGCAGACUAUGAAGCAUACAUCAAGUGCCAGGAGUCAGUGAGCGCACUUUAUAAGAACACCAAAGAGUGGACCAAGAAGGUAAUCCACAACAUUGCUGGCUCUGGCAAAUUCUCCAGUGAUCGCACUAUUGCUCAGUAUGCAAGGGAAAUCUGGGGUGUGGAACCUCACAUGUCUAAGUUGGCUGCUCCUGAUGAUCCCCGCUAAUCAUUUAGCUCUUAUCUGCCCCCUGCUUUGCGAAGAUCGACUUGGGAUUCUGCAUAUCAUGAAAAGAAGACAACAAACUUUGUUGAUUUUGGUUGUUUUGUAAAAUUGCAAUGUUGCAUCAAGAGACUGUUGUUAUCCCUUUUUAAAGGAAGCAUAAAAUUACUGCUGCCUGCUGGCUGAAUGGCAUUGAACAUUUAUAGGAUCAAUGUCAUGGUUUUGGAGAUCUGCCACAAAGUGACCUGGCUUUGCCAGAUUCAAGAAUACCUUUUUGGAACUAUUUUGGUUUUACGUAGGAAAAUUAAUAGAUAAAUCUACAUUUAGUUGGUGCUAAAACUGGUCAGUUAUAGAUGACAUGUACCUUUAAUAAUGUCCAGUAUAGACAACCUUAGGACAUACGACAUCGAAUAUUUAUAUAAAAUAUACAUGCAUUAAAUCCUUUUAAUUAUUAAUACCAAGUAUUUAUUGUUUAACAGUUGUAAAAAAUGAUACAGCAGUUAAAAAAAGAGUGUGAGGAUUGUACUUCUUGUUGUAUGCAGCCAGCAGGAUUGUAGUGAUAAAAUGCUUCUUUUUUUGAGCGACAAAAAUUGACGGUGCUUUUCGCUUGUGUGAGAUAGGUCAUUUUUAUUGUUCAUUAAUGGCUGAAAUAAGGAUUUGCACAUUGUUUUAGUUUCCUACUCUUUAUUUGUCCCAUUGCAUCUAAUGCCCCCCAUCCCCGCGUUAUGGUUAAGCAGGUAAGCUUUGAUAAAACUGUUUUCUCCUCUGGAAAUGGCUUAACAGAUGGCUCUGGCUGACCCCCUCUUCUCUGCCUGCACACUGGCACAGAGGAUACUCAAAUGCCAAGGUGAUAGCUGCCAAAAUCAGUAGGGCUGACAGAUCUUGUCCUACACAGAACACAGCAAAACACAGCUGUGAGUUUACCUCAGUGAUCAUAAGCUAAAAAGGUUGCUUACUGAACACAUCUGCUUCAGUUAACCUUUCGCUGGCAGACAUGUCUCUGUUCCAUCUGUCCUGUAAAGGCCGUUAGACCUAAUGUUUCAAGUCAUUUUUUGUUAUUGUGUCUGUUGUAGCAGGAGAAAACACUUGCCAGUGAAUGUGAGGAUCUGUUACUUUGUAUGCACAAUGGACACACUGUUAGGCAGCUCAUCCCUCCGAAGCAUGCAUUUCCAACUUCUCCUUAUUGUAUAGGUAUUAAAAGAACAAUACUGAUUUAUUAAUCAUGGCUUCCAAAGAAUGUAAUUAGCCGAGAAUAAACCUUGAUGUCUGAAAUCCUUUAACAAUGUAUGCCUUAAAAUUUGGCUGACACUUCCUAACUGUGGAGAUUGUAUGGCACACAUAUGUUUUAUGAAGAUUUAAAAAUUCAAGAACCCUUUAUGUAUGUAAUUAUACAUUAUGUUUCCAAACAGUGUGCAAGGACAGAUAUGCAAUCAUGAAGGUAAUGUAUUUCUUGGUAGACCUUGGGUUAUGUCCUUUGAGUUGUAUUCCCCAGAGCAGUAGUAAAGCUCAACAAGAACAAAACCUUGAGAAGAGUGUAGACAUCUUCAUCUUUAAGAAACUCCUCCAAAGACAUUUUGACAGAUGACUUAAAUUCUCCAUAAGAUUCAACAAUUACAAAACUGAUCAUGGAGUUGUCAUGGCCGUGUUAGCUGGCUGCUUUACCAAAUACUUUCAAAAACCUUCUAGCUGCCAUCGUCCAUGCUUCAGGAUACAUUUAAAGUCCCACUCUUUUUUUGACACUGCUUUUAUCUUAUCUGCUGCUAUGACCAUUAUGUUCAGUGUUAUGAAUGGUACUUUUUGGUGAACCCUUUUGGUCCGUUGGUUCUUGUGCCCAUACAAUACUCGGAGGAAAUGCCGGCUAAUGGAAGACAUUAAGGUUUCUUGAACUAAUUAAGACAAUGUAAUAAUAUAUGAAUAUUACAUGAAAAUAAAUUUUAAAAUAUUGGUGGUUA
Polypterus senegalus (gray bichir) is the source of this 4634-nucleotide messenger RNA. Its product is annotated as glycogen phosphorylase, muscle form. The record is from RefSeq and is a predicted model, not a curated record. The transcript has 20 exons. NCBI's taxonomy places the organism in Eukaryota, Metazoa, Chordata, Cladistia, Polypteriformes, Polypteridae. Gene Ontology annotation, molecular function: pyridoxal phosphate binding; glycogen phosphorylase activity. Gene Ontology annotation, cellular component: cytoplasm. Gene Ontology annotation, biological process: glycogen catabolic process. The coding region runs from base 160 to 2688 and encodes 842 amino acids.